Molecule: messenger RNA, 6967 nt
Organism: Drosophila willistoni
Lineage: Eukaryota; Metazoa; Arthropoda; Insecta; Diptera; Drosophilidae
Gene: Cht6
Product: serine-rich adhesin for platelets
Exons: 10
Coding region: 129-6797 (2222 amino acids)
Biological process (GO): carbohydrate metabolic process; chitin catabolic process
Cellular component (GO): extracellular region
Molecular function (GO): chitinase activity; chitin binding
Source: RefSeq, a predicted model, not a curated record
AAAAAAUAGCUAAAAAUCAAAUCGGGCAAAAUAUAUAGUAACUCGGUCUCACACAACUAGUGCAAAAAAAGAGAAACAAAAAAAACUCAAAUAGUCCAGCCACCUUAACUAGCUAAAACGCCGCCAAAAUGCUUCCGUUCCGGCGUGGAGCGGCCUGGCAAACGCUUUUCCUGCUCUGCGCUCUUGCCUAUUGCAUCAAUGUGGUCAGCAGCGAGGGUCGCGUGGUGUGCUAUUACACCAAUUGGAGUGUCUAUAGACCAGGCACAGCCAAAUUUAAUCCACAGAAUAUAAAUCCAUAUUUGUGUACACAUUUGGUUUACGCAUUUGGUGGAUUCACCAAGGAUAAUCAAAUGAAGCCCUUCGACAAGUAUCAGGAUAUAGAGCAGGGUGGCUAUGCCAAAUUCACUGGGCUUAAAACCUACAACAAACAAUUAAAGACCAUGAUUGCCAUCGGAGGCUGGAAUGAGGCGAGUUCACGUUUCUCUCCGUUGGUGGCCAAUCCGGAGCGUCGCCAGCAGUUCAUUAAGAAUAUAUUGAAAUUCUUGCGACAAAAUCAUUUCGAUGGCAUUGAUCUAGAUUGGGAAUAUCCAGCUCAUCGUGAGGGUGGCAAGUCCCGAGAUCGCGAUAAUUAUGCCCAAUUCGUUCAGGAGCUGAGAGCAGAAUUUGAACGGGAGGCGGAGAAAACUGGACGAACACGUCUUCUGCUCACCAUGGCCGUGCCCGCGGGCAUUGAAUACAUUGACAAGGGUUAUGAUGUGCCAAAAUUGAAUAAAUAUCUGGAUUGGUUUAAUGUUCUCACCUAUGAUUUCCAUUCGUCGCAUGAGCCAUCGGUUAACCAUCACGCUCCAUUGUAUUCACUUGAAGAGGACUCUGAAUACAAUUACGAUGCUGAGCUUAAUAUUGACUAUUCUAUUAAAUAUUACCUAAAGGCUGGAGCUGAUCGUGAUAAGUUGGUUUUGGGUAUACCCACAUAUGGUCGUUCCUACACAUUGAUCAAUGAAGAAAGCACAGAACUGGGUGCCCCAUCCGAAGGGCCUGGCGAACAGGGUGAUGCCACAAGAGAAAAAGGCUAUUUGGCCUAUUAUGAGAUCUGUCAAAAUCUAAAAGAUGAUCCUGAAUGGACUAUAGUUCAGCCAAAUGCCAAUGUGAUGGGACCAUAUGCCUAUAGACGCAAUCAAUGGGUUGGCUAUGACGACGAGGCAAUUGUACGCAAAAAGGCCGAAUACGUGGUUGCCCAGGGUUUGGGUGGCAUAAUGUUCUGGGCCAUUGAUAACGAUGAUUUCCGUGGCACAUGCAAUGGAAAACCAUAUCCAUUAAUUGAGGCAGCCAAAGAGGCUAUGAUUGAGUCUUUGGGAUUGGGUAUCAAUGAGGUGGCCAAAUCGAGUGGACCUCAAAAGCCAUCACGUUCACGUAGCCGCACAGAUAAUGGCAGCACCACCAGAAAUCGUUUGAAUUCUAAACCCGCUGUGGGAAGCACAAGACGUCCCACAAGUGGAUCAUCUGGACGACGUCCAGCUGCCAGUUCCACGCCGACAACAACAACAACAACAAAUGCCCCACCAAGCACCAACAUACGUUUGACUGAAGCUGAGGGUUCAUCUCUCUACAUAGGAGGACGUGCCUCGACCACACCACCACCACCCACCACACCCGAUCCGGGCUCUGAUUUCAAGUGUGAAGAGGAAGGCUUUUUCCAACAUCCCAGGGAUUGUAAGAAAUACUACUGGUGUCUGGAUAGUGGUCCAUCUGGUUUGGGUAUUGUGGCUCAUCAGUUUACUUGCCCAUCGGGAUUGUAUUUUAAUCCGGCAGCUGAUUCCUGUGAUUUUGCCCGCAAUGUGCCAUGCAAGACUAAAAAAUCGACAACUGCUGCACCACAAACCUCGCCGAUCCCAACUACUACAGUGAGAACAAAUCGUGUGACAGCUGCCCCACCCGCAGUGGCACGGCCCAUUUAUCCACGCACCACCACCACAACGACCAGCACCACAACAACAACGACCACACGGCCAUCCACCAUUGAUGACGAAUCGGAAUAUGAAGAGGAGGCUGACGCUGCUGUUGAUGAUGCUGAUGAUGAUGAAGCCAGACGACAACCCGUCAAAUCCAAGGACGCAGAAGAAGACCCUCAGGUCAUUAAAGAGCUAAUCGAUCUCAUUCGCAAAGUGGGUGGCGUUGAGCAACUGGAGAAGCAUUUGUUGCGCAACAAAGACGGAUCGAUUACAUUGAAAGAGAACUCCUCCAUUGGCAAUGCGGGAGGAGCUGCCACCACACCAUCGACCAUUAGUAAAUCGCUCUACGAUCGUGUGCUAAGUCGUCAGGGUACUCUAAGUUCUCUAACCCGUAAGCAAUCUACGUUCAAAGUAAAUAGUGAACCAACGACUGAAACUACCACAACGACUGCAAGUCCGGAUAGCAACUAUUCCAAAUACUCAUCCGUUUUGAGGGGUAACAGUCGACAGGGUCCACAGAAUGAGGGUAUUGAAAAACUAUCCGAAUUCGAUGGUUUUCUCAAAGAGCGUAAGGAAUAUGUCACAAUCAAUCGGAAUCGAAAUGCCAAUAAAUCUGGUUCAACAAAAACUCGCCAAGAUGAGCAAGAUGAAGAUGUCGAAGAGGAAGAAGGUGAAGAACUGCAUGCAGAGGCUAAAGAAGAAGAACCAGAGACAAGCACUAGAAGGCCAUACAGUCCACCAACUCCUUCAUAUACCAGCCUGCGACGCACUCGACCCAGCACAGUGGCCCCGGCUGACCCCGAGGAGGAGCCAGAACAAGAAAGAAAGCCAAUCAAAUCCUAUUCCACAUUAGGCAAUACACGUGGACGAACUACCGAGAAACCAGAGACGCCAACCACCUUGGCAACGGGAACGGAAUCAGCUUCAAGUUUAUCAACUAAUCGGUACAAAUAUUUUGAACGCACCAGACCGACCAAGAGUACAACGAUAUCGGCAUCGUCUGAUGAUACUGAAGAGGAUGAUGAGGAAUAUGAUGAGGAGCCGCAACAGCAGCAACAACAGCAAAAUGUAACGAAUCGUUAUCAAUUGAGCCGCACACCAACAUCAGCAACCCCACCACCACCACCACCACCACCAACAACAACAGCAAGAACAUCAAGCACACCCACACCAAGCCGUUUGCCCUUUGGCUCACGGAAACGUGUUCAGGUAACUGAAAUAAACCAUACCCAGUCAGAUGAUGAUGAGAAUGAUGAAGUAGAAGCCGAGCAAGAUGAUGAUGAUGAUGAUGAUUACGAUAGUGACGAAAAGAGCACCACCGCAACCACCACCACUAAGACACCGACUGCGCCCACACCAAGACGUAUACGUGUACUUAAAUAUCGCCGACCAUUGCAGAUAAAUAAUAGCAAUAAUAUAACUAGUUUGAACAGCACCACCACUUUGAAUAGCGCCACUAAUAUUAACCAAGACACUUCAACAACAACAACAACAACAAGCAACACCACAACCACCAACAAUAACAACAACAACACCACUGUCAUUUCACCCACAAAACGUUUCCGUAAAAUUGUCCGUAAACUAAGACCCGUAGAGACAAGCUCUGAGAAGAUUAACUCGAACGAUGAGGAGAAAUUAGGAGAAACCACUCUCAAUAGCACAGCCACCACCACCACCACCACCACACGGAAGCCAUUUGUGCCAAAGCGUAGUCGUUUCAAUGCCGGACAAGAUGAAGAUUCAAAUGAUUUACUUAGCAUACGUAAUCGUCUCAAGGAACAGCAAGCCCGUGGUGAGCCGUUGGAUGGUGUAAUCAAUAGCCGCCUUAAUGGUCAGGCACGUGACGAUUUAGCCGGAGAUGCCGGCAAUGCAUCCGAUUUGCAACGCUUGAGAAAUAAAGUCAGGAUUGAACAAGCCCGCGGUGAUGGUGAUGAUGGUGUUAUCAAUGAUAGACUAAAGAAACUCUUGAGUGAGAAAUCUCAGAAUGUCAAUACAACAGUUGACGUGGCAUCUCCGUCCUCUCCGGCGAAACGUCCUGUGUUCCGUCGCAAAUUAGUGGCCAAGCGCCCGGUGAAUUCGCCUGUGCAAGGCCAAAGCCUUACAACAAAGGCGCCGUCUUUGAUCUUUAAUAGUACACGACCCACACGCAAAUUUGUGCGUCGAAAGAAUGGCCGUUUCGAUCCAUUCAAUUCGAGUGUAAAGAAUACGGGUGAAGGUUUUGUGCGCAGUGAUCCCAGAGGAGCACGUCUUCCGGGCACACAGCGUUUUAAGCAACAGCAAAGACCAAAGAACGGCGAAGGCGAAGAAGAUGAUGAUGAAGAAGAUGGUGACUAUGACGAAGCCGAGCCAGAAGAAGAGCCACCUCAAGUGGUGGCAAUAAAACGGCCAUUUGCCUUGUCCAAACCGAUUAAGUCGCAGCAAUCGCAGUCAGAGAUCAGUAAGUCGAAAGUAAAAGAAGAGAAGCAAGAAAGCGGGGAAGAAGAUGACGACGACGACGACGAUGACGAAGAUGAUGAUGACGAUGCGGAUGGUAAUGAAGUCGAAGAGACAACAGAGGCACAUGCCAAACCCGCCUAUAAGCCCAAAGAUAAUCGUAUACCACCCGGCAGUCGGCCCAGCUAUACACCAACUGGUCCCGGAACAACAGGCUCUGGCAAUGUACCCUAUAACCCACGCAAUCGCCCAUAUAGUUCAAGUACCGGUUCUCGUUUCGGUACUAGUGGUAGUAGUAGCAGUAGCACUAGUAGUAGUAAUGGUAGCAGUAGUACCAAACGUCCCCGUGUCAUCAAUCGUCCACCGGGAGUGGCUACACCAAACCUAACAUUGCGCCCGGUGGCUAAUGAUUAUGAGCGAACCACACCAUUGACACCUCUCAAACCGGCACCAUUUAUACCGAGCAACACACGAAGCUAUGAAAGAAAAUACACGGGUCCAUCGACCACAGAGACAAGCGAGACGGCCAAUGAGAAUUCGUUGAUUGAAGACCUGAAUAUUGAUGCGCUGAAUGCACGAAAUAAGAAAAUCUUUAAGAUCAAUAGCAAGAAGCACACAACGCUCAAGCCCAAGGUGGUGGUCAGUCAAGGGCAGGACAAUAGCCUCGAGCAGGGCUUUUUGACAACUACACCACAGUCAGCACCACAACCACCACAACCACCACCACCACGAUCACCAAACACACCAUCAACAUCAACAUCGACACAAGAACAACAAUCCAACAACACUGAAAACACUGAACUCGAUAGCGUUACCGAAACCGAUACUGAAUCCACUGACAAUGCUAAUGCAUCUUCAAUCCCACAGGAUGAUGGCUCAUGGACGACGCCUCAGCCACCGCCAGCCACCACCUUGUUGCAUGUCUUCACGCUGCUCGAUAGCGAUGGCGAUGAUUCGCAAUUGAAGCCCACACGGCGACCAUCUCUGGCCGCCAAUCUGCCAACCAAAACCACCGAAGUGGAGCCCAAGCACAAGCUAAUUGAGAUCAAUCGCAUUGUCGAAAUCAAUUCAAAACAGGCCAAGGCUGCCCAACGCAAAUCGAAGGCCAAUCAGGACUUUGGCACAUUGCGUGUGGAAUCUCUGCCGCAUGUCGAGCAGCUAGGUGAGAUAAGUGUGGUAAAAUAUGUCCAUUUGGUCGACGGCAGUGCUAUACAAAUAAACGAUGGCCAUAGUACUGUAGCGGAUUAUACGCCCACUGAACCGACAGUAUAUUAUAGCUCCAGUUCAACACCGGUGCGUAAUAGUCUGCCCCAGCAGGAGGAGGCCGAUUUAGAUGCCGAUCGUAGUGGUAAAUCAUUAUUGCCAGAGGUACUAAUUGGGGCAUUGGAGACUUCGACCAUCUCAUUGGAAGGUCUAUUUGAUUCGGCACGCAAGGGCAAACAGUUAAGUAGCAAUCAAAUACUAGGAGAGAUUGAAACCACAAGCAGCAGCAGCGACACCGCCACCACCACCACCACCACCACCACCACCACAACAGAUAGCGAUAGCAGUAGCAGUAACAACUUUGAGACAACCACAACAGCAACAACAACAACGCCACUGGCCAACACUUAUGUAAGACCAAUUGUUCCCCUUUUACGUCCCGAAUCAAAUGAAUCCUCACCUUUGGUAAUUUCUAUAGCCAAUCUUGAUAAGGUCAUAUUGAGUAAGGUACAAAAAUCAGAGUCUGAAUCUGAAUUAUCAUCGUCCGCAUCGUCGUCAGCAGCAGCAGCAUCAACAACAUCAUCGGAGGUUGAUAAUACCACCAUAAUGCCCGAUAAUGAUUCAAAUUCAGCAUUCUCUGUGCAACAUGCGGCGGUUAUACAAGCACCACAAGAUAAUUCUUUGGUGGAUCAACAUCAGACACUUGACAAUGGCACAAAUGAAAACAAUAUACUUAGAAAUGAUGAUGUUGAAGCAACAACAAUUGUUUAUCAACCGACAACAAUCAACAUUAACACUAACAACAAACAGGAAUCUCAAUCAAAUCAAAUCACAACAGCAACAACAACAAUAAACACUAACACUAACAGCAACAUCAACACCAACAACAUCAAUACAAAUGACCAACAAUUGCUCUUAAAUAGUGGCGCUAUUAGUGGCAACCAACAACAACAACAACAACAACAACAACAACAACAACAACAACAACAACAACAAAUAUUAACAACAACAACUAGCAAUAAUAAUGCCAGCAGCAUUAGCGAAAAAAUCAGUUAUAGUACUGAGACACAUGUGGUGCAUCGCAAAAAGCCACGUCGUGGGCGUGGUGGUCGUCGUUUAAAUCGGCGAAAGUCGUCGACAACAACAACAACAACAACAGCAACACCAGAAACACCCAUACCCACAACAACAACAACCACUGAAACGCCAUAAAGUUGUCAAAGCGUUAAUUGUAGUUAAUUAUUUCUAGUCUUAUACAGAAACAAAAAAAAGAAAGAAAAAAAAACACAAAAAUUGAUAAGCCUAAUCAACUGCCAUCCAUGUAAAUAAUUGGCUGCGUUGCUUAUUUUUGCAAAAACAAAACAAAAAAAAAUUGCAUUGAU